UAUCUGUGAGAGAUAAGAAGACUUGGGGUAAUUAGUAGAUUCAGCUGGGUAAAGUAGGUGAUUUCUCACCUUAUUAUACUUCAAGUUUGUGUUGGGUACAGGGAAGAGAAGUGUUUUAGUGGAGAAGCCAGAUAGAGGCUAGAGAGUGGGAGAGCUGUAAGAAAAAGUAAUUGUAGAGGAGUUUUAGAACUUGGGUAAACUUCCGCGGAAGUAGCUUUGCAUGCUGUUGCCCUGCAGAAGAGAAGAGAACUAGAGAAAUCUUGAAAUGAACUAAAAAGUGCAUGUCUGUAGGUGUAAGGUACUUUUUGCUGAGAUGUUUUUGGAAGAAGCCCUAUGAACUACUUUUCUGGAAAAAAGGAAAAUCAGAAAAGGAAACCUACCUGUUUCUCAGAAUUUCAAACGUGAAAGUGUGUCUCUCUGAAGUAAGAAGCAGUGAUCCCCCAAGCGCCUCUGAAGUGUGAAAUACAGAGUUACUUAGUUUUGCUCUUAUUGUGAGAAGUUCUCACCCAUAAGCUUCAAAAAUGAAUUUUCUCCGAAGGCGCCUCUCAGACAGCAGUUUCGUGGCCAACUUGCCCAAUGGCUACAUGAUGGACCUGCAGCGUCCGGAUAACUCCACCAGCUCUCCAGUUUCUCCAGCAACUGAAAGGAAGCAGCAACAGCCACUGUCUCAGAAGCCUCCUUCUCCCUCUCCUGGAACUAGCAUCUUCAGUUCCAUCUCCAGUGCCAUGAAGCACACGACCCAAGCAGCAGCAGGACUGAUUGAGCACUCGGCAAGUCCUGCCCCUGUGGCCCAGAAACCCAAGAUCCUUUUGGUGAUUGAUGAUGUGCACACAGAUUGGGCCAAGUAUUUCCAGGGGAAGAAGGUGAAUGGAGAUUUUGAGAUCCGAGUGGAACAGGCUGAGUUCUCAGAGCUGAAUCUUGCUGCUUACGUUACUGGCGGCUGCAUGGUGGACAUGCAAGUGAUGAGGAAUGGCACCAAGGUAGUAAGAUCUUUCAAGCCCGACUUUGUUCUGAUUCGACAGCAUGCUUACAGCAUGGCCCUUGGAGAAGACUUCCGCAACCUCAUCAUUGGCUUUCAGUAUGGUGGAGUUCAUAGUGUCAACUCCCUAUACUCCAUUUACAACUUCUGCAGCAAGCCCUGGGUGUUUUCUCAGCUAAUUAAAAUCUUCAACUUAUUGGGUCCUGAGAAGUUUCCACUUGUGGACCAAACAUUCUUCCCAAGCCAUAAGCAGAUGCUCACAACCCCGAAUUUCCCUGUAGUGGUCAAGCUGGGACAUGCCCAUGCUGGAAUGGGGAAGGUAAAAGUUGAGAACCAGUAUGACUUCCAGGACAUGGCCAGCGUUGUAGCCAUGGCAAAAACCUACGCCACUACUGAGCCGUUCAUCGAUUCCAAGUACGACAUCCGUAUCCAGAAAAUUGGCAACAAUUACAAGGCUUACAUGAGAACGUCCAUCUCUGGAAACUGGAAGGCAAACACGGGGUCGGCCAUGCUGGAACAGAUCGCUAUGACAGAGAGGUACAGACUCUGGGCGGAUGCCUGUGCAGAGAUGUUUGGAGGUCUUGAUAUUUGUGCUGUCAAAGCCGUCCACAGCAAGGAUGGGAAAGACUAUAUCAUUGAGGUGAUGGACAGCUCAAUGCCCCUUAUCGGGGAGCAUGUGGAGGAGGACAGGCAACUCAUAGCUGAUCUAGUUGUCUCCAAAAUGGCUCAGCUUCUUGUGACUGCAGGAUCUAUCCCCUCACCUCUAAGGCCUUGGCCUCAGCAAGUCCAGCCUCAGCAAAUGAAAUCACAGAUGCAGCCUCAGCCUGGACCCCAGUUUGGACAACUGUCCCAGCCACGACCACCUCCUCAAGGAGGUCCACGUCAGCCUCAGGGAUCUCCAUCUUCCCGGACAGGAGCACCUCCCCAACAACGGCUCUCUCCUCAGGGACAGCAGCCCCAAAGUCCCCAGUCCAGCUCACCUCAACAACAGAGGUCACCUGGAUCCCCACAGCAAUCACGAUCAGCCACUGGGACCUCCCCAGUUCAGGCCUCCAAGCCAGGCACCUUCCCUCCACAACAGCCUCGGCCCCCUGCACAAGGACGGGCUCCUGGUCCACAAAGCCUGGGUGAAAUGUCCAAGCAGCAGGCCCCUCCACAUCCACAUCUAAACAAGUCCCAGUCCUUGACAAACACCUUCAGCAUAUCUGACUCAUCUCAGCGGGGGAAUGCCAGUGAAGAUGAGGCAAAAGCUGAAACCAUCCGCAACCUGAGGAAGUCAUUUGCUAGCCUGUUUUCUGAUUAAUAGCCUUGAAGUCAAACCAGUGAUUUUGUUAGCCCAUGUUCUUCAUAUCAACCUGCCUGAUGUCAUCCAGGAAUUUACUCAGUGGUAACUAAUGGUUCAUGCAGAAUCUGAACAGAACCCUGAAAGAGAUCUUAGCUUAUUCCCUGGGUAAAAAGGAAGUUAGAAACCUGUACAUCUUUCCAUUUUAUUUGAAGGAUUGUUCCAACAUCGAUCAGAAAAGUGAUAAUGUAAAAACACUGCACUUUC
Molecule: messenger RNA, 2528 nt
Organism: Alligator mississippiensis (American alligator)
Lineage: Eukaryota; Metazoa; Chordata; Crocodylia; Alligatoridae
Gene: SYN3
Product: synapsin III
Exons: 14
Coding region: 522-2282 (586 amino acids)
Biological process (GO): neurotransmitter secretion
Cellular component (GO): synaptic vesicle; synaptic vesicle membrane
Molecular function (GO): ATP binding
Source: RefSeq, a predicted model, not a curated record